Molecule: messenger RNA, 1811 nt
Organism: Neodiprion fabricii
Lineage: Eukaryota; Metazoa; Arthropoda; Insecta; Hymenoptera; Diprionidae
Gene: RagC-D
Product: ras-related GTP-binding protein C
Exons: 8
Coding region: 368-1597 (409 amino acids)
Biological process (GO): cellular response to amino acid stimulus; positive regulation of TOR signaling; cellular response to starvation
Cellular component (GO): nucleus; Gtr1-Gtr2 GTPase complex; lysosome
Molecular function (GO): GTP binding; GTPase activity
Source: RefSeq, a predicted model, not a curated record
ACAUUUCACACACAACAUAUCAGUGACUACGGUCACAGUAUAUCAGCGAUUCGUGCGAUUUGUAGAGUCCGUUGAUUUAGUGCUUGUCACAAAAACUUGAUAUAAACUGACAACCUACAGCACCGAGGAGCGAGGACAGCAACCAGUGGGCAGUAACAAGUAGAGCGGUGGUAAAAGCGUUUAUAGCCACUGCAUGUAUCUAUUGUUGGAUUCAUAGUUGAGAAAUCAUAUAAAAUAAAGAGGGUGAAGAAGAAAAAACAAAAAUUAAAACAGAUAAGAACCCAAGCGAUACUCGGGCACAAUACAGUAUAAGCAACUGGUCAAGAUUAACUGCACACACCUAUUUCUCAUUCUGGAAUAACGAGAUAUGGACGAUGACGAUCAAUAUCAAACCGGCUACGACGUCGGAUCCUUUCCGAAGGACUUUGGCUACACACCGUUCGACGGUGAAGGUGAUGGACCGGUCGGUCCCUUGGCCGGAGAUCAGAAGCCUAGAAUAUUGCUCAUGGGAUUAAGAAGGAGCGGUAAAUCGUCGAUACAGAAGGUCGUUUUUCACAAAAUGUCACCAAACGAGACACUGUUUCUAGAAAGUACGAAUAAGAUAAUCAAAGAUGACAUAAGCAACUCGAGUUUUGUCCAGUUCCAAAUAUGGGACUUUCCAGGGCAAAUAGAUUUCUUCGAUCCAACUUUUGACAGCGACAUGAUAUUCGGCGGUUGCGGAGCAUUGGUAUUUGUCAUAGAUGCUCAAGAUGAUUACAUGGAGGCAUUGAACAAAUUGCACCUGACCGUAACGAAGGCUUACAAAGUUAAUCAGGCCAUAAAAUUCGAAGUCUUUAUACACAAGGUAGAUGGCCUUUCAGAUGAUCACAAAAUGGAAACGCAACGAGAUAUUCAUACGCGAGCUAAUGAUGACCUCGCCGAUUCUGGAUUCGACCAAAUUCACCUGAGCUUUCAUCUCACAUCAAUAUAUGACCACAGCAUAUUUGAAGCGUUCAGCAAAGUGGUUCAGAAACUGAUACCGCAAUUACCAACACUUGAGAAUCUCCUAAAUAUUCUUAUAUCGAACUCUGCAAUUGAGAAGGCUUUUUUAUUCGACGUUGUUUCCAAGAUAUACAUAGCAACGGACAGUUCACCAGUCGAUAUGCAAAGUUACGAGCUUUGCUGUGAUAUGAUAGACGUUGUGAUCGACGUAUCGUGUAUCUACGGUUUAAGGGAAGAUCACGAAGCUGCCGCUUUUGACAAUCAAAGCUCAAGUUUAAUCAAACUCAAUAACGGUACAAUUUUGUACCUGCGAGAAGUAAACAAAUUCUUGGCACUGGUCUGCAUUUUGCGCGAGAACAAUUUUGACAGGCAAGGUGUGAUCGACUACAACUUUUUAUGUUUCCGAAAAGCUAUACAGCAAGUUUUUGAACUUCGCAACAAAGCACUCGCAGCAGCCAGCAUGAACAAUCAUUCCACGUCCCCAGUAAGUGCCAACGAAUCUGCCACCGAUGUUCCUGUACCGCAAACAAACGCGAUCGGACAAAAUGGCACCAUUGCCUUAACCCAGAGCGAACCGAUUCCUCGGCAUAUAGACACCUCACUCGCUCUGACCUAGAAUUCUAAAACUCGUCCCUUCGCACCAAUCCGACUCUUCCUCUCUUUCGAUGCCUUUGAUACACUCGUCCAGUUCAUCGCAGAGCGAAUCUGCGCUAGAGUUCACGGCGUACAACUUGAGACGUUCCUCGUACCGAUACCAGCGCAAGUAGGAAAACGUUUGUUCGUACUCCGUUGCUGCCUUGACUUGUUCGCUCAGUUGAACCGCUAGACUG